Arachis duranensis is the source of this 948-nucleotide messenger RNA. RefSeq names its product membrane steroid-binding protein 1. Lineage: Eukaryota; Viridiplantae; Streptophyta; Magnoliopsida; Fabales; Fabaceae. The record is from RefSeq and is a predicted model, not a curated record. Bases 85 to 753 code for a protein of 222 amino acids. Gene Ontology annotation, cellular component: endomembrane system; membrane. The transcript has 2 exons.
AUCUCACUUGUCUCUUUGUACGUGUCACUCUCUCUCUUCUCUUCUCUCUCUCUCUCUCUCUCUCUCUCUCUCAGUCACACACAAAUGGCUCUGCAACUGUGGGAGACUUUGAAGGAAGCAAUAGUGGCUUACACUGGCCUCUCUCCACCCACCUUCUUCACUCUUUUGGCACUCUUCCUUGCCAUUUACUACGUCGUUUCGGGCCUCUUUGGUUCCUCCGCCAAUAACACUCAUGGAGCCACCAGGGAUUUCGAGCCGCAGAUGCAGCCUCUGAAACCGCCGGUUCAGCUCGGUGAGGUCACGGAGGAGGAGCUCAAGGCCUAUGAUGGCACUGAUCCUGAGAAGCCUCUGCUCAUGGCCAUCAAGGGUGAGAUCUACGAUGUUUCACAGAGCAGGAUGUUUUAUGGACCUGGUGGGCCAUAUGCUCUAUUUGCCGGCAAGGAUGCUAGCAGAGCGUUAGCAAAAAUGUCUUUCGAAGAGAAAGACCUAACUGGUGAUAUAUCUGGUCUUGGACCAUUUGAGCUUGAGGCGUUGCAAGACUGGGAAUAUAAGUUUAUGAGCAAGUAUGUUAAAGUUGGAACCAUCAAAAAGGAAGUUCCAGUGACCGAAGGAGAAUUCAAAGGUGAAUCAUCAGAAUCCUCUCCCCAAGAUGGUGAUGCUCCCAAACCUACUAUUGAAGAAGGUGGCUCCUCAGAAAACGUAGCUGUUAAAAGUGAGGAAAACCAUUCACAUGUUGAUGCAGAUAAAGAGUAAUGGCUGAUGUCUAACAAAUACUUACAAAUAAUGGAAUCGGUUACAUAGAGGCUUAUGAGAAAAUGUUGAUCUUUUGUGGAUGUGUUCAACAUGAUUUGGGACAAGUUUUCUUUUAGUUUAGGUUGGAUUUUACUAUGGAACUUUGUUUAAAUGUUGCAUUUGAUGAAUAAUGAAUCUUAAAGGGUCAAUUUUCUA